AUGAAGUUUCUGUGCUUGCCUGGCGCAUAUGGAAGCGCUGAUAAAUUCCAGGUUCAACUAGCGCCUCUAGUGAACGAAUUGACAUCCGAUGGCUCCGCCAGCUUCCGCUUCGUCGAUGCGCCAUGUGAGGCGGUUCCCCCAGAGGGGUUCGAAGACUUCUUCGGAAAACCACCAUACUACCGAUUCAUAGAGCCUGAUGAGAAGGAAUCACAAGAUACCGAUGUCUUGUCUCGAAUCAGAGACUUUCCCGAGUGUGAUACUGCUGAAGACACCAUGCGAGAACUCAUGAAAGAGGGUGUAGCCAGCAGUGUGAUCAGCACCAAUAGAGCGAUCCAAUAUCUCUUUGACAUCAUGGAGAAAGAAGGACCAUUCGAAGGGAUCAUCGGCUACUCAGAGGGAGCUACUGUUGCUUCAACCUUUCUCCUCGCUGAGCAGAGAAGAUUUGAGGAGACCGGCAGAGUACCUCAAAUCAAAUGUGGCAUAUUCUUCGCUGGUUGGCCACCUCUAGAUCCGGCCACCUAUGCGAUGGUCUUGUCGGACGAGUCUGACCUCAUGAUCAACAUUCACACUUGUCACAUCAUUGGCUCUCUUGACCCUUACGUUGCCGGCUCAAUGGCUCUCUACAACACGUGCGAACCUGACACAGCAUACAUCUUCGAUCACGGUAAAGGACACACAUUGCCCAGAGAAAAAGGUGUAAUCAAGGAGCUCGGGGACGUCAUUAGGAACAUGAUGGUGGAGGCGUCGGCAUAG
Messenger RNA from Hypoxylon trugodes, 753 nucleotides. Its product is annotated as serine hydrolase FSH. The transcript is spliced from 4 exons. The coding region runs from base 1 to 753 and encodes 250 amino acids. The record is from RefSeq and is a predicted model, not a curated record. Lineage: Eukaryota; Fungi; Ascomycota; Sordariomycetes; Xylariales; Hypoxylaceae. Gene Ontology annotation, cellular component: cytoplasm; nucleus.